Molecule: messenger RNA, 4029 nt
Organism: Closterium sp. NIES-65
Lineage: Eukaryota; Viridiplantae; Streptophyta; Zygnematophyceae; Desmidiales; Closteriaceae
Source: the annotation of a GenBank genome assembly
AUAGAAGCGGACAAGAUGGAGAUAGAGCGAGUGCCGUUCGACCCGCGAGUGGAGGUGGACGAUGUGAUGGGCAUGUUCAGCGAGCGCGUGCGUGCCAAGCAGGUGCACCUCGCCUCGCUCGUUGCCCCCGCGGUCCCCGACGUGCUGCUGGGCGACCCGGGCCGCUUCCGCCAAGUGCUCGUGAACCUCAUAGGUACACACGGUGCAAGCUGUUCCGCCAAGUGCGUUCUCAAGUCGACUUGGACAGAAACCGCCACGCAGGUGCACCUCGCCUCGCUCGUCGCCCCCGCGGUCCCCGACGUGCUGCUGGGCGAUCCGGGGCGGUUCCUGAGGCGCCCCUUAAGCAUUCGCGGGCGCCUCAAAUGCCCUUCCCUUCCCCGCCCCCCCCCGACCUGUUCGUCCCCUGCUCCCCCUCCGCUGCUGCCCGUCCGCUGCUCCCCUUCCCCUGCUCCCCCUCCCCUGCUCCCCUUCCCCUGCUCCCCUUCCCCUGCUCCCCCUCCCCUGCUCCCCCUCCCCUACUCCUUCCCUCCCUUCCCCUCCCCUGCCUCUCCUUGCUGCAUCCCAACAGGCAAUGCAACCAAGUUCACGGACAGAGGUCACAUUCUGGUCACCAUCCGCGUUGUAAGCUUCUCUGAGAACCUGGACGAGACGCACGAGGAGAGCUUUGCAGGCAGAGCAAGGCACGGGGCGGCGGGCAGGGGGCGCAGAGGGGCGUGGGGGGGAGGGGAUGAGAGGGAAGGGAGGCGAGGGAUUAGAGAGAUAGAAGAGGAGGGGGAGGAAGAGGAGGAAGAGGAGGAGGAAGAGGAGGAGGAGGAUGAGCUUUUGAGGGAGUUGAGUUGGAAGGAGCGGGAUGGGAGGAAUAAGGUGGGAGGCAGUGCGGGGGGGGCUGGGGGUUUUGGAGGGAGAAUGGCAGGAGGGGGAAGCAACUAUGGUAGGGUUGUUGGGGGAAAGUGGGGUGGGGGGGAGAGUGUGGGGGGGGUUGUGGGAGGGGCGAGUGGGGAUAGCAGCAUGCAAGGAGUGAGGAUGGGCAUAGCACCACCAGACAUGCAUGCCGACAGACAGCAGCAGGGAGAACCUCGCACACUCUUCCAGCGAGUGUGUUUUGAGAAUUCUCAAAAACCACUCGCACACUCUUCCAGCGAGUGUGUUUUGAGAAUUCUCAAAAACCACUCGCACACUCUUCCUGCAUCCGCUUGCUGCAUCAACCUGGCACACUCUUCCUGCAUACCCACUUCCUCCGUCCCAUCUACCAUCCCCGUGGAUGCAGGCGGACAGCAGCACCAGCACCAGCGGACCCGGUCCCUCUCCCUUCAUUCCCACUUCCUCUGGCCCCUCUUUCCCAACCCUCUCCCUGGCACAGGCAUAGCCCCGGAUGUGCAUGUGCGCAUCUUCCAGCCGUGGAUGCAAGCGGACAGCAGCACCAGCAGGCGGGCAGGAGGUACCGGCAUCGGCCUCACCAUCUCACAGCGCCUCGUCAGUGCCCUUUCUCCCCUUCUCCCCUUCUCCCCUUCUCCCCUUCUCCCCUUCUCCCCUUCUCCCCUUCUCCCCUUCUCUCCUCCCCCUCGCCCCUUCUUGCCCUGCUUCUCGCACCCCUUCUCGCCCUCGCCCUCUCUCGUACCGGCAUCAUCACAGCGCCUCGUCAGUCCCUCCCUCCCUCCCUCCCUCCCUCCCUCCCUCCCUCCCUCCCUCCCUCCCUCCCUCCCUCCCUCCCUCCCUCCCUCCCUCCCUCCCUCCCUCUCGCCCUCCCUCCCUCCCUCCCUCUCGCCCUCCCUCUCGCCAGGGACUCCUCUUGUCCCUUGUCGACUUAAAAACCAAAUCUGUGCUCCCCUGGCUGCCUCUGCUUCUUUCCUUCCUCACCAGCCAGUCUUCUACGUCUUUCAUCCUCUCCCUCGUUCUCUCCCUGCUCCCUCCCCUCCCCCCCUCCCCUCCCUUCUUUUCCCCCUUUCCCCCUUCCCUUUCGGUUCCCCUACUCCCUCUCCCAUCCCUCCCUCGCCCUUCCUCCCUUCCCCCUUCCUCUCAACCCCACCGCAGGUAUCUCUAAUGGGCGGCUCUCUGGGACUCAAGUCAACAGUGGCAGUGGGCAGCACCUUCUAUUUCGACCUCUUCCUGCACGCCCCCACCGCCACCAUCGCCCCCUUCAUUGCAGCCUCCUCCUCCUCCGCCUCUCUCUUCCACCAGCCCGCACCCCCGCGCGAGGGAGGGGGGGGGAGAGCACUGGUGCGGGCACACACGGCCGUGCCGCGAUCGAUGCUAAAGUUCUCGGAUGAUGAGGUUGAGAGAGACGAGUUUGAGAAUCCUAAUCCGGAAAGGCAGCAGCGGCGCGCGCACACAGUUGUGUCUAGGUCUGUGCAGACGUUCUCAGAUGCCAUUGAGAAGGAGAGCGAGAGGCUUUCCGCAUUGAAUGCGGUGCUGCCGGGCACUGGAGGGGUUGUGAUGGGUCAGAGGAGGCUGAUUACGCAGCAGCAGCAGCAGCAGCAGCAGCAGCAGGGGCAGGGGCAGGGGCAGGGGCGGGGAGUGCAGGAGAAGGAUGAUGGACGAGAGGGGCAGGGGCAGCAAGGGAAGGCUGGGAAGGCCGAGAAGGCCGGGCAGGCUGAGGAGGUGAGUGAUGAUGAGGGGAGCGACAUGGAGGAUGGGGAGCGGAGCGAGGGAGAAGAGGAAGAGGAGAGUGAGAAGGAGAGUACGAGGUAUGGAGAGAGUGAUGGUACGGAGGAAGAGGAGGAGAGGGGAGAGGGAGAGGAGGAGGAGGAGGAAGGGGAGGAGGAAGGAGAGGAGGAAGAGGAGGAAGAGGAGGAAGAGGAGGAGGAGGAGGAAGAGGAGGAAGAGGAGGGGGCUGAGGAAGAGGAGGGGGCUGAGGAAGAGGAGGGGGCUGAGGAAGAGGAGGGGGCUGAGGAAGAGGAGGGGGCUGAGGAAGAGGAGGGGGCUGAAGAAGAGGAGGGGGCUGAAGAAGAGGGGCAAUCAAUCUCUGGAGGAGGAGGUGGGAUGAGUAACGGAGGGGAGCACGCAGCUGGGAGAAUUGACACACCCAACUGGCAAUUCUCCCUCGCAGCCAUCCGCUCUAACCGCCUCUUCACGCGCUGCCCAGUGGUCCUCGUAGUCGCCCGAACAGGCCCCGAAGUGGAAGGAGUAGCAGCAGCAGCAGGAGUCGCAGUGCUGCUGCUGAAGCCGCUGCGGAGAGCGUCUGUGGGAGCGGCAUUGGUGCAGGCGCUGGGGCUGUCGAGGCUGGAUUCUUCCCAUGUGGCGAACCCGGGGGCGCCGGUCGGGGCGACAGUUGCGGAGAAACUGCAGCAGAUGAUGCGGGGGAAGCGGAUUCUGUGUGUGGAUGACAACAUGGUGAACCUGAGGGUAGCAUGCAAGAUGCUGUCCAAGUACGGUAUAUCCACCGCCACAGCCUCCAGUGGCCAGCGCGCGCUACAGCUGCUACAGCCGCCGCACCAGUUCGACCUCGUCUUCAUGGACCUACAGAUGCCUGAGAUGGAUGGCUACGAGACGUGUCGCAGAGGGAGACAGCUGGAGGAGCAGCACAAAUCCCCACGCGUGCCCAUCGUUGCUUUGACAGCAGACGUGCUCAAGGGCACCAAGGAGAAAUGCAGCCAGGCCGGCAUGGACGGGUCAGUGAAAGGCAGCGGGCGAGUCAGUAAAGGGCAGCGGGCGAGUGGGGCAGGGAGGCAGGGGGAACUGGGGGGCAUGGGGAGGGGGGUUGGGAUGGGCAUGGGCAUGCGUGCUCAAGGGCACCAAGGAGAAAUGCAGCCAGGCUGGCAUGGACGGGUCAGUGAAAGGCAGGGGGCGACAGGGGCAGGGGGCCAUGGGAACAGGGGGGGCAUGGGAACAGGGGGGCUUGGGAACAGGAGGGCCAUGGGAACAGGGGGGCAUGGGAACAGGAGGGCCAUGGGAACAGGGGGGCAUGGGAACAGGAGGGCCAUGGGAACAAGCGGGCAUGGAAACAGGGGGCCAUGGGAACAGGGGGCAUGGAAACAGGGGGGCAUGGAAACAGGGGGGCAUGGAAACAGGGGGCCAUGGAAAGGGGGAUAG